Scedosporium apiospermum is the source of this 399-nucleotide messenger RNA. RefSeq lists its product as uncharacterized. NCBI's taxonomy places the organism in Eukaryota, Fungi, Ascomycota, Sordariomycetes, Microascales, Microascaceae. The transcript is spliced from 2 exons. The record is from RefSeq and is a predicted model, not a curated record. The coding region runs from base 1 to 399 and encodes 132 amino acids.
AUGACACCCCGAUAUACCAACCCAUACCAUCUCCUGCGCGAGAUCCACAGGGCCACUGGAGAGAUGUCAUCUAUCCAAGAUACGCAUGCCCAUCGUUUUAGCGAUAUUGGGGAGAGCGAGGCCGGCCAGAAGGGUGAUAUUCUUUAUACCAUGGGGCUAGCGACCCGCCUGGGAAUGAUUGUCUUGGGCUAUUCCGCUAUUGAUGGCGGAGACGACAAGCUUCUCGCCCUUGUCAGUGAGGGGACCCGGGACGAUCCGCAUUGGAGUCCUUGGGGCGCAGACGGUAACAAUGAAUCCGAGUGGGAGGAUAAGAUGGAGUUUGUGGGUAGUGUCUCCCAUGCUCUCGAGCAAGCGUUGCUCAAAUCCGUCUCAACACCAGGCACCAUGAAUGGAAACUAA